AUGGAUAUCGACGAGGACGAUGACUUCUACGGCAACGAGGAGCCCGCGAACAAUCCGUCGCCCGCGGUAGACGCCAAGUCGGAAGAGCUGGAGGAAGGCGAGGAGGAAGAUGAGGGUGGCGCCAUGGACGAAGAUGAAGACGACUCGGAUAUCGAAAUCGUCACCGAGCGCAAAGACGGCACAAAGGCAGCACCUCCAACACAGUCGCGCUACAGCGAUAUCAGAAACAUCCCACAAAGGUCGGCUUCCAACGACAUGACCGUCAAAGCCGCUCCGCCCAAGAAGGAGGAAGACUCAGCGAGAGCCUCGCCUUCCGACCUUCCGUUGGGUGUCCCAAGUGCCGACAAAGCUGCCGCUGCAGCUUCCAAGUCGACCAUCGACGUCAACGCCAAUCCCGAUUACCCCCCCGUCGGCAAGCCCAUUACCGCCGUCAACAUCGACGAGGAUCUGACCGAGAACGACAAGCCGUGGCGCAAACCCGGUACCGACAUCAGUGAUUACUUCAACUAUGGCUUUGAUGAGUUUACCUGGGCCCUCUACGCUGCCAAGCAGGAAGCCGUUCGCGGAGAGUUCAGCGGCGACGCAAUCGCGGCCGGCCAAAAGAAGAUGAUGGAGGACUUUGGCAUGAUGAUGAUGGGUGGCAUGAACCCCGCUGCCGGCGCUGCGCAAGCCGGAGGUAUGCCCGGAAUGGCUGGAGGUGGCAUGGACGGCAUGCCGCCUGAGAUGCAGGCUAUGAUGCAGCAGAUGAUGGGCCAGGGCAUGGAUCCCAGCCAGAUGGACCCCUCGGCUAUCCCGGCUGGCGUUAAGGGAUUCCGGUGGUGA
Colletotrichum spaethianum is the source of this 822-nucleotide messenger RNA. Its product is annotated as pre-mRNA polyadenylation factor FIP1. The coding region runs from base 1 to 822 and encodes 273 amino acids. The transcript has 6 exons. Gene Ontology annotation, cellular component: mRNA cleavage and polyadenylation specificity factor complex. Lineage: Eukaryota; Fungi; Ascomycota; Sordariomycetes; Glomerellales; Glomerellaceae. The record is from RefSeq and is a predicted model, not a curated record. Gene Ontology annotation, molecular function: RNA binding.